Oryzias latipes (Japanese medaka) is the source of this 3747-nucleotide messenger RNA. RefSeq names its product chloride channel 7 (gene clcn7). Gene Ontology annotation, molecular function: chloride:proton antiporter activity. Lineage: Eukaryota; Metazoa; Chordata; Actinopteri; Beloniformes; Adrianichthyidae. The record is from RefSeq and is a predicted model, not a curated record. Gene Ontology annotation, biological process: chloride transport; transmembrane transport. Gene Ontology annotation, cellular component: intracellular membrane-bounded organelle; lysosomal membrane.
CACGCGCCCCUUACAAAGCGUCACGAGUUAAACAACUGAUCAUGGGGAUAUCCGAUUUUGGUAGUUAGCCAUCAACAACUAUCCCUCUAUAGUUUGACCUCGUGGUUAUUAGCCACCAUCAUGUCAAACAUCACAAAGAAGGUGUCGUGGUCCAGCCGCGGGGAUGAACUCGGGCCAGUGGGAGAGGGAACCCCGCUGCUCAACGGAUCCGAGCAGCCCAGACACUCCAGACAGUUCUCUGAAGGAGGCAGUUUAUUUCAAAUAGACAGACUGAGCACGGUGGAUUUGGAAGAGGAGAUAUCGGCAGAAGAGGAGUCGGCACGAGGGCAGCCUAAAGAGAUCCCACACAAUGAGAAGCUCCUGUCACUUAAAUAUGAGAGUUUGGAUUAUGAUAACAGUGAAAACCAGCUGUUUCUUGAGGAGGAAAGGCGGAUGAGUUUUACGGGUUUCCGUUGUCUUGAAAUCAGCCGCUGGUUGAUCUGUGGGCUGAUCGGCCUGCUGACGGGACUCAUCGCCUGUUUUAUCGACAUUGUGGUGGAAAAGCUGGCAGGAUACAAAUAUGAAGCAAUUAAACAAAAUAUUGAAAGGUUUACAGAAGUGGGAGGACUGUCCAUCUCCCUCAUCCUCUGGGCUGUCCUGAACUUCUCCUUUGUCAUGGUGGGAUCCAUCCUUGUGGCCUUCUUUGAGCCUGUAGCAGCCGGAAGUGGGAUUCCUCAGAUCAAAUGUUACCUGAAUGGAGUCAAGAUUCCCAGAGUGGUGCGGCUCAAGACUCUGGUGAUAAAAGUGUGUGGUGUCAUCUGUUCAGUGGUUGGAGGUCUCGCUGUGGGGAAGGAAGGUCCCAUGAUUCACUCAGGCGCUGUCGUUGCUGCAGGAGUCUCCCAGGGUAGAAGCACCACCUUAAAGAAAGAUCUAAUGAUCUUUGAAUAUUUCCGAAGGGACACCGAAAAAAGGGACUUUGUCUCGGCUGGAGCUGCUGCUGGAGUCUCUGCUGCUUUUGGAGCUCCUGUAGGCGGUGUUUUGUUCUCUCUGGAGGAAGGAGCUUCCUUCUGGAACCAGAUGUUGACGUGGAGAAUUUUCUUUGCCUCCAUGAUCUCCACCUUCACUCUGAACUUUUUCCUGAGUAUUUAUCACAAUAAUACAGGUGACCUUUCCAAUCCAGGUCUUAUUAACUUUGGACGUUUUGAGAGUGAGAAUUUAAAUUACAACCUCUAUGAAAUUCCGUUGUUCAUUGCUAUGGGAGCAAUAGGUGGAGCUUUGGGAGCUCUGUUUAAUUUUCUCAACUACUGGCUGACAAUCUUCAGGAUCAGAUACGUUCACCGGCCGUGUCUGCAGGUGAUGGAGGCCAUGUUGGUUGCAGCGGUGACGGCGACUGUGUCGUUCACCAUGAUCUAUUUCUCCAAUGACUGUCAGCCUCUGGAUUCGGAGCAUGCAGAAGAGUACCCACUGCAGUUGUUCUGCGCAGAUGGAGAGUAUAACUCCAUGGCCACAGCCUUCUUCAACACUCCUGAGAGAAGUGUGCGCAGCCUCUUCCACAACCAGCCUGGAACCUACAACCCCCUGACGCUGGGUUUAUUCACCAUAACAUAUUUCUUUUUGGCGUGUUGGACCUACGGACUGGCGGUGUCCGCGGGGGUUUUCAUUCCUUCUCUUCUGAUAGGCGCCGCCUGGGGGAGGUUGUGUGGUAUCUGGCUGGCUUCUCUGGCUUCUGCUGGCUCGAUCUGGGCCGAUCCUGGUAAAUACGCCUUAAUCGGAGCUGCAGCUCAGUUAGGUGGGAUAGUCAGAAUGACGCUCAGCUUGACUGUCAUACUGGUGGAGGCGACGGGAAACGUAACAUACGGCCUUCCCAUAAUGCUUGUCCUUUUGACUGCUAAAAUCGUUGGGGAUUACUUUCAGGAGGGUUUGUACGACAUUCACAUCAAGCUGCAGAGCGUUCCCUUCCUGCACUGGGAGGCUCCUGCCACCUCGCACUGGCUGACCACCAGAGAGGUGAUGAGCUCUCCAGUCACAUGUCUGAACAGGAUAGAGAAAGUGGGAACCAUCGUAGAUGUCCUCAGCAACACCUCCACCAAUCAUAACGGCUUCCCUGUUGUCGUGCAGGUUUCUGAAAACGAUGAGCCAGCUAAGCUCUGUGGCCUCAUCCUCCGCUCGCAGCUCAUCGUUCUCCUCAAGCACAAGGUGUUUGUUGAGUUAGCCGGGUCCCGGCUGACCCGCAGGAAGCUUCAGUUAAAAGAUUUCAGGGAUGCAUACCCCCGUUUCCCCCCGAUCCAGAGCAUCCACGUCUCCCAGGAUGAGAGGGAGUGUUUGAUGGAUCUCACUGAGUUCAUGAACCCAACCCCCUACACCGUCACACAGGAAACUUCAUUGCCUCGAGUGUUUAAGCUGUUCAGAGCUCUCGGGCUUAGACACCUGGUUGUCAUAGACGAUACAAACCGGGUGGUCGGAUUGGUGACCAGAAAAGACUUGGCCAGAUAUCACCUGGGCAAACAUGGGCUGGAGGAGCUCCACCUGGCUCAGACAUAAUACAAACACAAACUGUGACCGCCUGAUGCCUCAGAGACUGCCUGCUGUGCAGCUUUAACAACACGCCUGAAGUUCCCAAGAGAUCUGCUGUUUCUCAAAAAGAAAACAAAAUCCACAAAGUUCCUCAUGGUUUUGAAAGUUGGACUUUGUUCCAAAGUUUUCUGAUUACUGGCUGUUUUUGUACUUCCUCAUCAUGCUAUCUGCAUCACUUCUUGUUUUUAUUUAAUUGAAUGCCUUUCAACUCAAGUCAGAAUAACUGGUGACACUUUAAGCUUCACUGACACUCUUUCUGGAUCCCUUCUUUUUAAUGUAGCUUCACUUUGAUGCUUUUUCUAGCAUAGAUUAUAGUGAAACUUCUAAUGUUUCAGCUGCUGUAUUUAGCAUAAAUAAGGCCGAAAGCUUUAUUUGGUUUCAGAUAACCCAGAUAAACUACAAUAACAGAAUGUUAAUUUUUCAAAUUGCAAAUUAAAUGUUGAAAAACUUUAAUUUCGAAAAUAUUCUCAUGUGAAAUUAUCUUCAGAUUGAAUACACAAAAUCUCUGUCUAUAUGACCAUAACAUAAGUCCAAAGUCAUGUUAAGAUCCAUCAAAUUGUGAAAAGUUGAAGUUUAUUCCAAAAAUGCAUCCAUUGUGCGCAACGGUUGGCUUCCCAUCACUUGGUGAGUUUUCAAGCUGUCUGUGUUUGUGAAGGUUUGCACUGAGUAAAUCAUAUUUAUUGCUCAUGUUUUGUUUGCUCAAAGGGGCAAAUACCUCCUCUGUGUACCUCUUUAUCAUUGACCUCAGUACCUUUUGUGUGCGGGACGACUGCAGGCAAAAAUCGUAUUGGUACUUAAAUGUAGGAAACUGUUUCCUUCAUAACUUUUGAAGGUUUUGCACUUUGUUCUCCUACUGAACAGGAGUCAGCGGUUUAAAGCCCCCAAAAUGCCAACACAGAGGUAUUUGACCAAAUGUGUAUUUGUUUGUUUUUCAUUUUGCUGCUUGAAUCUAACAUUUCUGAAGCUAUCAGUGUUAUUUUUUGUCACUGUUUAUGAUUUAUGUCUUCUGUCUUAUCUUAGUUGUAUUAUACUAAAUGGAGAAAUGGCCUCUUUGCCUGUUUUUUACCCACUAGAAAGUUUUGUGAAUUAAUAAAGACAUUCUGUAGUUGUUGGAGUAAAAUUGCUCAAAAGGUGUUUUAGCUUAUCUUUUUUUAAUGUUACAGAUAUAUUAAAUAUAUUUGUACUUGUUGAAGA